UCUAUGUGACAUCCGGAACACUUGGGCUCACAUGGAUAGGCUUCAUAUUGUUGUUAGAUCAGUGAAUUGAGGUCGCGGGAUUCGUUUCAGUGAAGCUCACAUUAAAUAUAAGGUGAUCAUAUGAUGAUGUCGUAGUCAUUAGUAAUUGUAAGUUUAGCCAACCGCAGGAGCUGACAUUAUACACGUCGCCCGUGCACCGCCACCACUUACAGGUUGAGGUACAGAAGGAAGUAUCGGUCGUUUGACCUUUGACUGCUCUGGCGGCGAAUGACAAAUCGAAUGACAAAAAGGUUGGCAUUUCUCAGAGCGCAGCUGGGGUCCCCGCGCGGAUCUCAGGGGCUGAGGACGUCGGCGUUCCAGAGAUAAUGACAGCGAGCGCUCUGAAAGUUGGUCGAUAGCAGCGGAGGCUUCAAUAACGGAGGAGGGAGACGCAGCGGAAUCGGCUUGGCAUCAGCAGCAACCCUAGGAGGACCGAAGGCAGGCCCACUGCGGGAGAACGACUGCAGCACCAUGGACAGCUCAGGUCCUCCAUCUCUAGAUAUGGACGCAAACUAUGGCGGAGGCCUGCUGGACAUGGUGAAGGGCGGAGCCGGCAAAUUCUUCAGCAACUUCAAGGAUAACCUGAAGGACACUCUAAAGGACACCUCCACCAAAGUCAUGCACCAGGUGGCCACAUACACAAAAGGAGAGCUGGACAUUGCCUACAUCACAUCACGAAUCAUAGUGAUGUCAUAUCCUGCAGAGGCAUUGCAGAUCGGCAACCAGAACCAUGUGGAGGAUAUGCGCUCCUUUCUGGACUCACGGCACGCUGACCACUACACUGUCUUCAACCUGUCACAGCGCAACUACCGAGGCGCAAAGUUCUCCAACCGGGUCUCAGAGUGUAACUGGCCAUCCCGCCAGGCUCCCAGCCUGCACAACCUGUUUGCAGUGUGUAAGAACAUGCACAACUGGCUCAAACAGAACCCCAAGAAUGUGUGUGUCAUCACCUGCUCGGACGGCCGUGCUCCGUCGGGUGUGCUGGUCUGUGCCAUGUUCUGCUUCUGCCACCUCUUCUCCAACCCAGUGCCCGCCAUGCAGCUGCUCAGCGCCAAGAGACCCGGCUCUGGCCUCUGGCCCUCGCACCGGAGGUACAUAGGCUAUGUGUGCAGUAUGGUAUCAGAGAAGCCCUCCCUGCCACACUCCAAGCCCCUGGUGGUCAAGGCAGUCACCAUGAGUCCAGUACCUUGCUUCAACAAACAACGCAUCGGCUGCAGACCCUUCUCUGAGAUCCUCAUAGGGGAGACCAAGAUCUUCUCUACUGCACAGGACUAUGAGAGGAUGAGAGAGCACAGGGUCCAGGAGGGGAAGGUUGUCUUCCCUCUAGGUGUGAAUGUCCAGGGUGAUGUGGUCAUUUCUGUCUAUCAUAUGAGGAACACCAUCGGAGGACGACUGCAGGCCAAGGUGUCCAACACCCAGAUAUUCCAGAUCCAGUUCCACACAGGCUUCAUUGCUCCAGGGACCACUGUGUUAAAGUUUACGAAGCCGGAGCUGGAUGCGUGUGACUCUCCAGAGAAGUACCCUCAGUUGUUCCAUGUGUUGGUGGACAUCGAGGUGGAGAGCACUGACAAGCAGAAGGACCUGACCCCUCCCUGGGAACAGUUCCCUAAUAAAGACCUGAUCCCCAACGUACUGUUCUCCUGUCACCAGGAACACCAGGACGCACUGGCCAUAGCAGAUGAGAUGGAGGGACUGGACUUGGAGGAGCCAAGCCGGUCCCAAGGUGGUCUGGACAGUCGUACUCACGGGGAGGACAGCGAGCCGUCUGAUGACGAGAUGCUGUCCCUUUCCAGCCAGCAAAGCCACGCUAGCGGAGAGAGACCUGGAGGGGCUCAGACUGGUACCAGGGGCCCCAAGAGACCCGAGCAGCCCCACGCCCCCCCCGCUGCUCCUCCUCCUCCCCCAGAAGAGGUGGACCUCCUGGGCCUGGAUGGGGUGGCAGUGAACACCCCAUGCCCCUUGCCCCAGCCCCCGACCACCAACACCACCACGGACCUCCUGGGGGACCUGUUUGGGGCCUCCCCCCAGACAGGGAGUGGGCCCACUUCGGCCCAGUCCACCCCACAGAAAAUAGCCCCUCCAUCCACCCUCCCCUGCCCCUAUCCAGCGUUGGAUCCGUUUGGGGCGGGUCCGAUGCCCAAGCCCCAGGAACUGAUGGGGUCCUUCCUGGGUCCAGCAGGCCACAGCUCCCCAGUCCCACCCACCACCCCUGUAGUCACCAUUCAGCAGCCUCCCAACACCAUGGGAGGAUGGGACUGGAACAAACCUGCAGCUCCAGGAGGUGGUUUCAGUAUGGGCAGCAAGUCAGCCAGUACCAGUCCUACUGGGUCGGUCAACAACACUCCCACACACCAGGCCAAACCCAACACUCUGGACCCCUUUGCUGACAUCGGAAACCUUGGGGGAAGUCUGGGAGGAGGAUCUGGGUUCUCCAGUAAGCCCACCACCCCUACAGGCACCACCCCUGCCUUCCCCCCCAUGGGCUCCCCCUCACGGCCUCCUCCCUCACCCCAGCACGGUGGGGGCUGGCAGGCCAACACAGGCCUCCCCUCCUGGAAGCCCGGUGGUGGUGGUGUUGGAGGGCAGCCAGGGUGGCAGCCCCAACCCCAGGGUAAGGGUGGUCCAUCCCCACAGGCCAAGCCCAGCACCAGCCACUCCAUGCCCCACACCUCCCCCUCCAACAGACCCAACUACAACAUCAGCUUCUCUGCCAUGGGAGGAGGAGCUGCUCCCAAUGCAGCCGGGAAACAACAGCCCAACAUGGGUACCAAGCCCAAAGUUGCAAUGGCUAACUUUGAUGACCUGCUGUCUGGCCAAAGCUUUGCUGGAGCCAAAAAGAAGGAAGGUCCCAGGACAAUAGCAGAGAUGAGAAAGGAGGAGAUGGCUAAAGAGAUGGACCCCGAGAAACUCAAGAUUCUGGACUGGAUCGAGGGGAAGGAGCGUAACAUCCGGGCCCUGCUGUCCACCAUGCACACGGUGCUGUGGGAGGGGGAGACCCGCUGGAAGCCUGUAGGCAUGGCUGACCUGGUGACCCCAGAGCAGGUCAAGAAGAUCUACCGUAAAGCUGUGCUGGUGGUCCAUCCAGACAAGGCCACUGGACAGCCCUAUGAACAAUAUGCCAAGAUGAUUUUUAUGGAACUGAAUGAUGCCUGGUCAGAAUUUGACAGCCAAGGACAAAAAGCACUCUACUGAGCUGAGAGAGAGAAAGAGUUCCUGCCGACCCCCUGUGAUCAAUAAUGAAGCCCCCAUCGGAUCUGACUCCCCCCUCCUUCUCUUCUUGUCACUGUCCUGUGGACUCUACUCCAUAGAGACUCCAAUAGCCAGACUAACAGAAAGAUACCUGCCUACCCACCUACCUAUGUAUCUGGUGGCAGAACUGUCCAACUGUCCAACAAGAACUGUUCAACCCUGUCCUACAUGUCCGAGUCCUGAACCAAGCAAAGAGUCCUGAACCAAUUAAUGCAGUCAUCCAGCUGUCUAUGGAGACAUCGCCAGAGUGAUACUGUCCACCUAACACCUGACAUAGGUGAUAAUGACAUACCUGUGGUCACAGUGUUGUUAGCCAGGUGCUAUAUAAAGCAAGACGAUGCCAAUGUUUUACACACAGUAGCAUUAACACAGUGUUCCUGUCAGUCACCUGUCAAGACGAUGACAAUGUUUUACACACAGUAGCAUUACCACAGUGUUCCUGUCACAGUCACCUGUGUGACUUUGAAGUGAAGAUCUAGAGUCAGUGUUGGGAGUGGAUGGCCUAUUCAAUUAGGCACUGUACCACUGACUGUAAGGUCUAUACACCACAGUGAUCUCAGAAAUACCAUGUCAAAUAAUUUAUAUAGAGCGAUCUCACGGAGUUUCCACCUGAGUUGUCUAUCUUCAUGGAAAAGCUACUGUUAUCUAUGUUAUUUGAAUGACCACUUUAGAUCAAUGUGCUUCCACAGAACUCCACAGGAGAGUUCUAGGAGACAACAAGACAAGCCAGGGGGUAACAUGUUUACGUUCUGACAACAACCUGGAGACUCAACUUGACAUACAGAUAUUAGGUGAAGGUAGGCAGGAUAUUCGUUGUUGCACCACCACCUUUACUACCUACGGUGGUUGCUUCUUGUGUUUUCUUGCCCUCAGUCUCAGAAAGGUGCAAAAUGUCUUUAGCUUUAACACAGAGAGUAAACUCAGCUGCAGUCUGUUACCAGUCUUAAAGCUGGAAUCCACAUUAGGUGAAACAGCGCCACCAGUCGCCCCAGGCACAUUUGUUAUGAAAAGAGGAGAGGAGUUCAGAGAGAGAGAUAUCCAGCAUCUAGCAUCUUGGUUUUAAAAAACUCUGCUGUUCUAUCGAGUGUGCAAUCAUGUCCGAAAUAACGUCUUUGUAAUAUCACAAACAGACAUGGCAGUUUGACCACUAUGGAUUACAGCUUUAAACAUACAGUACUCACUCUCAUCUUUACACUCACUUGCUAGUGGGUGGCAGGUAGCCUUGCGGCUAAGCAUGUUGUGCUAGUAACCGGAAGGUUGCUGGCUCAAAUCCCCAACCUGACUAGGUAAAAAAUCUGUUGAUGUUCCCUUGAGCAAGGCACUUAACCCUAAUUUCUCCUGUAAAUGUAGUGUCUACAGCCUGAAAGAACCUGUGUGUAAAGGAUAUGAUCCAUAUCAGAGAAAGUAUCCCCUAUCACACUGCUGUACUUAUGUAAGAACUAAACUGCUGAAGCUUCAUCAUUGUUAUGUGCAGUUUUACUUUGUAUUAUGUUCAUUUAUUGGCUCAUUUCAGAUGAUUCAGUCCCUCCCAAUGAAGAAUCGUUCAUUUUAUUGCGGGUAAUGUUUAGUAACAUGCAGGUGGUGUAUUGUCUUAUUCAUCCUUUGCUGUAUCCUCUAAAGUGUUUACUUUUAAAUCAUGACAAAUAUUUGAAAUGAAAUUCUGAUUGAUCAAAGGCAACCUGUCAUUGAUGAGAGCUUUUAUAUUUACAUUAGUUUGAAGCAUAUAUUUUUUACAUUCACUGACUGGGAGACCUAGUGGAAGGACUACAGGACUGACUUUAUCUUGCUACACAUGGAGGCACAUCAUUCCAUAACACAUUACUAUACUUGAGUGUAUUGGACCACUAUCAAGCUUGUGAGAUCCUAAUAUAGGCCCCCUCUAACCCUUAUCUGUGUAAAACAAUACAUUUGGUAGACUGGCACAUCUAUUUCAUCUGAUACAACCAUUUCCCUGUUUUAUCCCCUGCAUACUGAUGAUGUCAACCAGAGGAGGCUGGUGGGAAGAGCUAUAGGAGGACCAGCCUACUCUGUUGUCAACCCUUUCCUCUGUGAAAAGGCCACACCUGAGUUGUGGACUAACGUGAGCACUGACUGACCAGUAUAUAACUAAAGAGACUGUCUGUCCACUGUAUUCUCUGCUUUCUCUGGUGACUAUACCAAUGGCAGAAGCUGUGGCUGUGUAGUAUGUAUGUACUGUGUGUGUGUGUGUGUGUGUGUGUGUGUGUGUGUGUGUGUGUGUGUGUGUGUGUGUGUGUGUGUGUGUGUGUGUGUGUGUGUGUGUGUGUGUGUGUGUGUGUGAGAGAGAGAGAGAGAGAGAGAGAACCCUAUAAGCUCCCUAGCUGACUGAAAUCUCUUGUCUAUCUGCUAACUUAGGGCAAUGUUAAAACGCUAACCUCUCUAUAUAGUGGAUGAGUGUUGUUGAAACUGUUGUACGUGAGGGUGUGAUACGAUUUGGAUACAACUACUGUAUGUGUUUGCUUGUCGGCUGUAAAAGUAUUACUACUAAAAAUGUAAACCGUUUCUGUCAGUGGAGGCUGCUGAGGGGAGGAAGGCUCAUAACAAUGGCUGGAACGGAGCAAAUGGAAUGGUAUCAACCACAUGGAAACCAUGUGUUUGAUGUAUUUGAUACCAUUCCACUUAUUCCACUCCAACCAUUACCAUGAGCCUGUCCUCCCCAAUUAAGGUGCCACCAACCUCCUGUGGUUUCUGUGUUUCUCUUUGUGGGUUCUGUUUACCCUUGAUAAAGUGAUAAGUGCAAUGCACAAAUAAAUAGAGAAGAUGAAAGUCAGAAACAACAAACAAA
Messenger RNA from Oncorhynchus nerka (sockeye salmon), 6091 nucleotides. RefSeq names its product DnaJ (Hsp40) homolog, subfamily C, member 6 (gene dnajc6). Gene Ontology annotation, cellular component: intracellular membrane-bounded organelle; vesicle; postsynaptic density. Lineage: Eukaryota; Metazoa; Chordata; Actinopteri; Salmoniformes; Salmonidae. The transcript has 20 exons. The record is from RefSeq and is a predicted model, not a curated record. Bases 511 to 3231 code for a protein of 906 amino acids. Gene Ontology annotation, biological process: synaptic vesicle uncoating; clathrin-dependent endocytosis. Gene Ontology annotation, molecular function: clathrin binding.